This is a messenger RNA of Elgaria multicarinata webbii, 2470 nucleotides long. It is a transcript of the gene CDK5RAP1, whose product is annotated as CDK5 regulatory subunit associated protein 1. Gene Ontology annotation, molecular function: 4 iron, 4 sulfur cluster binding; methylthiotransferase activity. Gene Ontology annotation, cellular component: mitochondrion. The record is from RefSeq and is a predicted model, not a curated record. NCBI's taxonomy places the organism in Eukaryota, Metazoa, Chordata, Lepidosauria, Squamata, Anguidae. Bases 97 to 1884 code for a protein of 595 amino acids. The transcript has 14 exons. Gene Ontology annotation, biological process: negative regulation of cyclin-dependent protein serine/threonine kinase activity; tRNA modification.
GCUGAUUGAUUGAUUGGCUGAUUGAUUGAUUGAUUGGCUGGUGCAGCCAGCUGGAAUCUCCAUUCUGCCAGGGACCUAGAGCCGCUUGUCCUGAAGAUGCAGCCCUUACGUGGCCUUCUGGGAGGAACCAGGUUGCGCUGUCAGAGGCCUCGGUGCUGGACCGUGCAGCCGGCACUCCGAGCAAGGCUUGCCACGUGUGGUCCGGAUUCUGGGGCACGCGCAAAGGAAGCCAAAAGGGCAGGAGGCCUGGACGGUUUUCAUGCCAAGUUAGCGGUGGGGCCCUCAUUGCAGCGUUUUCUACAAGAGGCUUCUCCUGUGCAGGAAACGCAGCAUUUGCCAGCAGAAGCAAUGGAGGACUCAGCACCCUAUCUUGGCCCCAGCACCCUGGCAGACCCACCAAGGAAAGUGUACCUGGAGAGCUACGGCUGUCAGAUGAAUGUCAGCGACACAGAGAUUGCCUGGUCCAUCCUUCAGAAGAGCGGCUACCUGAGGACCAGCAGGCUGGAGGAGGCUGAUGUGAUUCUGCUUGUCACGUGUUCAAUCAGGGAGAAGGCCGAGCAGACCGUCUGGAACCGCUUGCGUCACCUCACGGCUCUGAAGUCCAAACGGCCUCGGUCGGAGGUGCCUCUGCGGAUCGGGAUUUUAGGCUGCAUGGCUGAGAGGCUGAAGGAGCGGAUCCUGGACCGGGAGAAGUUAGUGGAUGUUGUGGCAGGGCCAGACGCUUACCGUGACCUUCCCCGGCUCCUGGCGGUGGCUGAAUCUGGCCAGCAAGCUGCCAACGUUCUCCUCUCCCUGGAUGAGACUUAUGCCGACAUCCUGCCUGUCCACACCAACGCCACAGCGACAUCGGCAUUUGUGUCCAUCAUGCGCGGCUGUGACAACAUGUGCAGCUACUGCAUCGUGCCAUUCACCCGCGGCCGUGAGCGGAGCCGGCCUGUCGCCUCCAUCCUCCAGGAAGUGCAGAUGCUCUCCGAGCAGGGCGUGAAGGAGGUGACCCUCUUGGGCCAGAAUGUCAAUAGUUACCGGGACACCUCUGAGGCCCAGUUCCUCUCAGUGGCAGCAGCAGCGACGGUGGCGGCAGCUCCGACCCGGCUGAGCCGCGGCUUCAGCACCGUCUACAAAGCCAAGCGGGGCGGCUUGCGCUUUGCGGAGCUCCUGGACCGCGUGUCUGCAAUUGACCCGGAGAUGAGGAUCCGUUUCACUUCCCCGCACCCGAAGGACUUCCCGGACGAGGUCUUCCAACUCAUGCGGGAGAGGCACAAUCUCUGCAAGCAGCUGCACCUCCCGGUCCAGAGCGGCAGCAGCCGGGUCCUGGAGGCCAUGAGGCGAGGGUAUACCCGGGAAGCUUACUUGGAGCUGGUGCACCACAUCUGGGCUUCUUUACCAGGCGUGACCCUCAGCAGCGAUUUCAUUGCCGGCUUCUGUGGGGAGACGGAGGCUGACCACCAGGAGACGCUGUCCCUCAUCCGCGAGGUCCGCUACCGCACGGCUUUCAUCUUUGCGUACAGCGAGCGUCAGAAAACCCGGGCGUUUCACCGGCUGCAGGAUGAUGUGCUGCCAGAAGUGAAGCAACGCCGUCUCCGGGAGCUCACGGCUGCGUUCCGGGAGGAGGCGUCCCGGGCUAAUGCAGCUGCUGUGGGCCAGGUGCAAGUCGUCUUGGUGGAGGGGCCCAGCAAGCGCUCCACCUCGGAGAUGUGUGGCAGGAAUGACGGCAACAUCAAAGUGAUCUUCCCUGACGUCGAGAUGGAGGACGGCACCGGCAUAGGAUCCAGAGCCCGGCCUGGCGAUUACGUCCUGGUGAAGAUCUCCUCUGCCAGCUCCCAGACCCUCAGGGGCGUGCCCCUCCGUCGGACCUCGCUCAAAGACUCUGCCACGUUUUGCUGACCGCAGGGCGGCCUGAGGAACGGAGGACUUCUGGGCUGGGGAAUAAACGCCGGCGGGACCUUCCUGCAUCCCUGGGCCAGAUGGCGACCCGGCUCCUCGCUGGUCCCAGCGCAACUCAGCUGGAUGACGUGGUGGCUCAGUCCGCCACCCUCACCUCGACGCGGGGGCUGUGACCUUUCUAGGCGGCUGCUGCCACCGAGGUCCAGCCAGCUCCCUUCCCUUGUGCGGCGUGGAACGUGUGCGCUAUGGUAGGAGAGAGCCGGCCAAGGAGGCACCAAUACCUGCAGGAGAGGUGGUGGAAGGUGCCGGAAGAGGGGAAAAGAGCGGAGGCUGGCAGGCUGCAAAGCUUCAAGGGCCUGACUGAAGUUGCUGGCUGCCCUGAUGACUCACAUAACGAGGGUGCUUCUUUUACAGACCUCUCCCUCUAGUCUUCUGGUAACAACUGCUGGCAGACCUGAGGUUUUUGCACCCUCUCCGUCGCGACCCUGUUUCUGCCAUUAGCUCCCCGCCAGGUUCCUUCUGCUGACUUCUGCACCAACGGUUCCCUCCCUGAAGGACGCAUGGCGGGCGAUGCGCCUGACAUUUU